AUGUCAGCUCCUGCCACUCCGGCCGCCCAGAGGAGGAGGCUUAGCUUCUUGUUUGACAUUGGGCGGCCGGUUUUGUCCCCUGUGAUAGAGCCGGAUCGGCCUGAGGACAUCUCGACUAGCUCAGGGUUGGAGCUGGGGGGAGGCCAAGGGGUAGAGGAAGCGCCAGGCGAAGGGAAAGGGGCAGACAGAGGGGAAGUGGCAGGGGGGGCGGAAACUACAGGGGGAAGGGAAGGGGGGGCAGGGGGAGGGGAAGAGGCAGGGGAAGGGGAAGUGGCAGAGGGGAGGGAAGGGGCAGGGGGAGGGGAAGGGGCUGAGGGAGGGGAAGGGGGGGAGCGAGGGGGAGAAGGAGGGCUUGGCACUUCUUCUGGUGCUGUCGCUGAAGCUAUGACAGAAUCUAGAAUUGAAGGGCUUAGCGUUGCUUCCAGUGAUGUUGCCGAAGGUAAAACUGAAUAUAGAGCGGAAGGGCUUAGUGCUUCUUCUGGUGCUGGUGCUGAAUUUAAGACUGAGUAUAGAAGUGAAGGGCUUACCGUUGCCACUGGUGCUGUUGCCGAAAGUGCAAGCAGGCAACACCAUGUGCGGGUGGAUGCAAUGAAAGAGGCGAACCAAGAGGGCCUGGUGGAAGAUCCAGACGUGGAAGCAGGUGACACCAUGUGUGGCAUUGCUGAUCGCUACUGCGUGCGUGUCGAUGCAAUGAAAGAGGCAAACCAAGAGGAGCUCGUGGAAGACCCUCACCUCAUCCCUGCCCCUCCCUGCCCCUCCCUGCCCUCCCUGCCCUCCCUGCCCCUCCCUGCCCCUCCCUGCCCUCCCUGCCCUCCCUGCCCCUCCCUGCCCUCCCUGCCCUCCCUGUCCCCUCCCUGCCCUCCCUGCCCUCCCUGUCCCCUCCCUGCCCUCCGUGCCCCCUCUCUUCCCUCCCUGCCCCCUCCCUGCCCUCCUCUCCUCUCCCCCACAACAAUCACUACCCCAACCAGGUGGAAGCAGGCGACACCAUGUGUGCCAUAG
Closterium sp. Naga37s-1 is the source of this 999-nucleotide messenger RNA. Lineage: Eukaryota; Viridiplantae; Streptophyta; Zygnematophyceae; Desmidiales; Closteriaceae. The record is from the annotation of a GenBank genome assembly.